AUGGAAGGACUGGACGAGGUGUCGGCGCGGGAGCAGCACUUCCACAGCCAAGUGCGGGAGUCCACGAUAUGUUUCCUUCUUUUUGCCAUUCUCUACAUCGUAUCCUACUUCAUCAUCACAAGAUACAAGAGGAAAUCAGAUGAACAAGAAGAUGAAGAUGCCAUAGUCAACAGGAUUUCGUUGUUUCUGUGCACGUUCACACUCGCAGUGUCCGCGGGGGCUGUGCUGCUCUUACCCUUCUCCAUCAUCAGCAAUGAAAUCCUCCUUUCCUUUCCUCACAGCUACUACAUUCAGUGGCUCAAUGGCUCCCUGAUCCAUGGUCUGUGGAACCUCGCUUCUCUUUUCUCCAACCUUUGUUUGUUUGUCUUGAUGCCCUUUGCCUUUUUCUUUCUGGAAUCAGAAGGUUUUGCUGGCCUGAAAAAGGGACUCCGAGCCCGAAUCUUGGAGACGCUGGUCAUGCUUCUGCUCCUGGCGCUGCUGAUCCUGGGGAUGGUGUGGGUGGCCUCAGCGCUCGUGGACGAGGAUGCGGCGAGCAGGGAGUCUCUGUACGAUCUCUGGGAGUUCUAUCUGCCCUACUUGUACUCCUGUGUAUCACUCAUGGGAUGUCUGCUGCUGCUCUUGUGCACCCCGGUCGGCCUGUCCCGCAUGUUCGCCAUCAUGGGCCAGCUGCUGGUGAAGCCGGCGAUCCUGGAGGACCUGGACGAGCAGGUGUACAUCGUUGCCCUCGAGGAGGAGGCGCUGCAGAGACGGCUCACCGGACUGACUUCAUCCGUGGACUACAAUGUAAUGGAGCUGGAACAAGAACUUGAAAAUGUAAAGAUUUUUAAGACAAAAUUAGAGAGGCGAAAGAAGGCAUCGGCUUGGGAACGAAAUUUGGUGUAUCCUGCGGUCAUGGUUCUCCUUCUCAUUAAGACGUCCAUCUCGGUCAUCCUGGUGGCUUGUAAUAUCCUUUGCCUGUUGGUUGAUGAAACAGCAAUGCCAAAGGGAACAAGGGGGCCUGGGAUAGGAAAUGCCUCUCUCUCUGCUUUUGGUUUUGUGGGAGCGGCACUUGAAAUCAUUUUGAUUUUCUAUCUGAUGGUGUCCUCUGUCGUCGGUUUCUAUAGCCUCCGCUUUUUUGGAGACUUUAUUCCCAAGAAGGAUGACACGACCAUGACAAAGAUCAUCGGGAACUGCGUGUCGCUCCUGGUCCUGAGCUCGGCUCUGCCUGUGAUGUCCAGAACCCUGGGAAUCACUAGAUUCGAUCUCCUGGGAGACUUCGGAAGGUUUAACUGGCUGGGAAAUUUCUACAUUGUGUUAUCCUACAAUCUGCUUUUCGCGGUGGUGACCACACUGUGUCUGGUCAGAAAAUUCACCUCCGCGGUCCGGGAAGAGCUCCUCAAGGCCCUAGGGCUCCAUAAGCUGCACUUAUCCGGGGCGCCCCGGGAGUCGGACGCCGCCAAGCCGUCCGCCGCCAAGCCGUCUGCCAACGGGCACCAGAAGGUCCUGUGA
Molecule: messenger RNA, 1488 nt
Organism: Pipistrellus nathusii (Nathusius's pipistrelle)
Lineage: Eukaryota; Metazoa; Chordata; Mammalia; Chiroptera; Vespertilionidae
Source: the annotation of a GenBank genome assembly